UUUUUUACUAAAUUGUGUCAGCCAAUUAGGAUCAUUGUUUUCCGGUCAAUUUCAUCUUUAUUGGUUAACUAGUUAUUAUAACCUUCUCUUGGACCUUAAUUGUGAUCCUAUUGAUUUAGGUGAGUGAUAGGGGAGGAAAAGUAAGCGAGGAUUAAAAGUGUGUUUUUUCAGAGAAAGUGAAAGAGAGAGUAAACAUCUCUCUUUAUAACGGCCCAACCACGGAUUGGAUUAAAUCAAUUCCGGAGCGGGUGUUGAAACAGCAGUUACUGUUCCCCUACCCCGACUAUCAAGCUGAAUUAAACUUAAUUAUGAUGAAUUUACCCUUACUUAUUGGUGAAGUUGAAUUGGAGAAUGGUAAAACAACCGGCGGGACCCUUGUGUUGACUGACUACAGGUUGGUAUUGUGCUUUAGUGAUGAUAAUAUCGCCAGUAUACCCAUUGGAUUGAUUGACGAAAUCUUGAGGAAUUACAAUGGACUAAGCAUCUUUACAAAACAAUGUCGCCACUUUAUCUGUAAUUUUGAGACAUCAUCGGAAUGUGUUUACUGGUAUAAAAGACUUACAGAAGCUGUUGCUGAGCUUAGAAACCUGGACAACAUAUUUGCUUUCAAGUAUUAUAGUGCCCUACACGCUAAAGCUCUGAAACCUAAUGCUGAACCCUCGAAAGAAGAUGAAGUUUUAGUGGAUCAAAAACAUAAUCAAACCACCAUUGAAGAAGCAACAAGGGAGCAACCACAGCAGCAACUUGAUCAAGAUGGAAUUGAGAAUGGCAAUCACAAAAAAGACUCUACAUUAAAUCAACCCCAACGAAAAAGCCAUGAUGAUAAACUUAGUGAUAUGUGUAAUCAAUUAGAGCAACAUAAUCUCGAAGAAGAAGAUGAAGAAGAUGAUUUAGUAACCGAAGCUAAGCAGGAACUGAUAGGAGUAGAAGAUAACAAUGUACUAUUACACCAGAAAUUGAGACCAAGAUCGCCACAUGAAUCACCAUCACCAUCACCACCACCACCUUCUCCUUCACCACCUUCAGAAGAACAGAGACACCAACAACAAAAUCAACACCAGAAUCGACACCAACCUCUAGCUAGAGAAAAUGGCCAAGAGCUUUGUUACUCAGUUGAAAGGUUAAGUUGGAUUAAUGCGCGUAUAAGAACACCGCUCACUUCAAAAGUUCAGUCACUUUAUUUAAAUAAUCCUAGUAAAGUUGAAGAAUCAUUGACCUAUUUUGAGUACAUUAGACUUGGAUUUCACAAGGAUCUCACUUUUCCUGACCAAAUUGACAAUACAUCUGCCGGUGAGACAUCUAACGAAGAUUUGAAAGAAAGCAAACCUCGUUGGAGGAUUUCAACUGCUAAUCAAAAUUUUGAACUCUGUUCUAGUUAUCCUCGAUAUUUAAUUGUUCCAGCUGAUAUCAAUGAUGAUAAUGUUAAAACCAUUUCCAAUUUCCGCUAUCAAGGUCGACUGCCGGCUAUUAGUUGGAGAUACUUUAAAAAUGGUUGUGUUAUUGUCAGAUGUAGUCAACCCUAUGUUGGGUGGUGGGGCUCUCGCUGUGAUAUGGAUGAAAAUUUUGCUUUUUUGAUAGUCAAAAAUUCAAUGAAUUUAUCAAAUAGAAAUAAUGCCAAUGCUGCCAAUGCUGCCAAUAACCAAGAAUCACAAGGUCAAGAGGUGAUUCCAGACGCUAAUGCCCAAGGUGGUCAAGAUGUCAUCGAUGGAGCAAAUAUCGCACCUUUUCAAGAAGCUAAUCAAGGAGAUCCCACUGGUGAUUCCAGCCUUGAAUCGGAUGCUGACAUGGUGGAAGAUAUUACCUUUAAUAAUCAGGAAUCUAGUAGUGAAAAGAAACUGUUGGUUGUUGACGCUCGAUCUUAUACAGCAGCUAUGAUCAAUCGUGCAAAAGGUGGCGGUUGUGAGUGUGUCGAAUAUUAUCCUUGGUGUGAAAUACAAUUCAUGGGCUUAGCCAAUAUACACAGUAUUAGAAAAAGCUUUAACUCCUUACGUCUCCUUAGUGAUUACGAAACGUAUUCCGAAACUUGGUACACAGUUCUUAAUAAUUCUAAAUGGUUGUUUUACCUGUCGUGUUUGCUUAAAUCAUCUAUUAAUAUUGUUGAAGCAAUUGCAGAUGAACGUUCUGUUCUAGUUCAUUGUUCAGACGGAUGGGAUAGAACGCCUCAACUUGUAUCUUUAGUUCAACUUAUGAUGGAUCCUUUUUAUCGAACUUAUGAAGGAUUUAGAGUUCUUGUUGAGAAAGAAUGGCUAGAGUUUGGCCAUAAAUUUGCAGAUAGAAAUGCUGUGAAUGCUGACUUUGACGAUCCUUAUGAAAAGUGUCCAAUUUUCCUACAGUGGCUUGAUAGUAUUCAUCAGAUGAUCGUUCAAGAUCCAAAAGCCUUCGAGUUUAAUACCUUCUUUUUGGAAUGUCUUCUGUAUCAUACAUACUCGUGUCUCUUUGGAACUUUCCUUUGUAACAACAUAGCAGAUAGAGUGAGAAAAAAUGUUUAUCUGCGAUCCCCUAGUCUCUGGUCUUAUCUCGAUUCAAUGAAGGAUCGAUUUAUUAACAAAGAUUUUUCACCAAGAGAAGGAGACGAUCAUAUUGUGACUCCCUCAGCUGAGGUUAGUGAUUUGAGGUUGUGGACUGAAGUCUAUUAUCCCUCGCAAGCUGAUGUGAUACAAAUGAACGACAGGGAAUUGUUUAAUAAUUGAUCUUGUAUGUUUUUUAUCUCAACACAAACAUUUUUUUGCUACUCGAUGAGCAAAACUGAAAUGGGAGUACCUGAAUGACUGAUUGGAAGAAAAAAAACUGAUCCUAAACCAUUAUAUCAGGAAAAGACUAUUUUACUAACAUCCUUUCAUCUUCAUCUUUAUCCACGAGUUGGACCUCCUCAACACUCAAAUUCACGUGCAAUUUUCGCCAAAAGAAAGUAAAAUGAAAAAACGCUUGCUGAAUUGUUUUAUAAAAUCUAUGGAAUGUAUGGAGAGUCAAGGUGUUAGAUAAAUUUUAAUUGUUCCCUAGCUGCUGGAGAAGUCAAAAAUCUCCUAUUUUUGCUCUUAUCAAUCUUUCAAUUUAUCAUAAAUCAUCAAUUAGUCAACUUUGUCAAUCUUUUAUUUUCACAACCUUUCUCCUUCUCUAUUAUCAUUCUAAUCAUUAAUCUCUUCUCGCUUUUUCUUGCUUGAUUUUUGUAGAAAAUUUUCAGUUUCAAACUCUCAGAUUCAUCCUUCAAUCGAAUUUUAAUUCUUUGAUUAAUUCUGAUAUCUUUAGAUCGACUUGUUCACCGCCUUUUUUUCUUAUUAUUUCAUAUAAGCCAUUCCUAUGUAAUCGUUUUUCAUUAGACUUUAGCUGGUUUGUGUUUCUCAUGAUUUGACUCUCCAUAAAAAGUUGACUAAAAAUAUAACCUUAAUUUGUCGUUUUUUCAUCUAACCAUUUAUCCGUGAUCCUAAUAAAUUUGAUCAUGACUUUAACAUUAGACAUUUACUCACUCAAAUACAUCAAAACACUCCGAGCUUAAUUUCACUGCAAUCAAAACAUUUCCUUAAAUAUUAAUAUCAGCUUAUAAUACGUGAUUGUUAACGGAGACUUAAAUAGUAACUGAUCUUUUGUUUAAUGACAAUAAAAUCAAACAACUA
This is a messenger RNA of Tetranychus urticae (two-spotted spider mite), 3611 nucleotides long. Its product is annotated as phosphatidylinositol-3,5-bisphosphate 3-phosphatase MTMR3. Lineage: Eukaryota; Metazoa; Arthropoda; Arachnida; Trombidiformes; Tetranychidae. The record is from RefSeq and is a predicted model, not a curated record. Gene Ontology annotation, molecular function: phosphatidylinositol-3,5-bisphosphate 3-phosphatase activity; phosphatidylinositol-3-phosphate phosphatase activity; protein phosphatase binding. Gene Ontology annotation, biological process: regulation of autophagy; phosphatidylinositol dephosphorylation. Gene Ontology annotation, cellular component: cytoplasm; membrane.